Molecule: messenger RNA, 1679 nt
Organism: Physeter macrocephalus (sperm whale)
Lineage: Eukaryota; Metazoa; Chordata; Mammalia; Artiodactyla; Physeteridae
Exons: 2
Coding region: 600-1442 (280 amino acids)
Source: RefSeq, a predicted model, not a curated record
UCGGGCUGCUUAGGAGCGCUGCUCUCCGGCGGGGACACUCAGUCGCGUCGGCACCGCGGAGCGGGCUGCGUCAGGUGGCCGGCCCGGCGCGGCUCGCUCGCUGGCUCGCAGGCUCUCUGGCUCCGGGCUGCGGCGCCGCGGCUGGAGCGAACCCCUGUCCCAGCGCGGGGCGGCGGCGGCGGGCGGCCGGCAGGCAGGCAGGCACUGCCUUGCGUGUGAGUGCACCUCACUCACAUAGCCUAACCAAGGAGCGCCUGAGGGUAACAGCAACCUCGUGCCAUCGCGCCUCUGCACUUUUCUUUUUUGAGUUGUUUGACAUUUCUUGUUGCUUUUUGAUUUCUCGUGUUGUUGGGUGCUUUCUGGUUUGUUCUCGCCCCUUUUUCGUUUGCUCACCCUUUUUGGCGCUAACUCUUAAGCAGCCAGCCCAGCAGCCUGAACGAAGCCCGGCAGCCGCGCUCCGCGGCCCCGGGGCAGCGCAGCGGGGAUCGCAGCCGACUCCCCCGACACGGGGCGCACGGGGUCCGGCCAGCCCGAGGCCGGGGGCAGGCAGGGCGCCCGGGCCAGGCGAGAGCCAGGCACCCCGAGGUGGCCGAGCCACCAUGCUGAAGAUGGCCAUGAAGAUCAAAGCUCGGGCGGUCGAGAGCGAGAGGAAGACAGCGUUGGCUGCGGCCGAGGUGGCUGCCGAAGCUGCGGCGGUGGCUGCAGCGCUGGCCGAGCCGCGCGCACCGCGGAAGAAAGGGGACACCGAGAAGCCCCCCAAGAAGCCGGAGCAAGAGGCGCCCUCCGAGAAGUUGCUGACCGAAAAGGAUUGGCGGAAGAUCGAGAAGAAGCUACUAGAGCAGAGAAGAAACGAGAAGGAGAAGGAGAGGAAGAAGUUGGAGAAGAUGCAGAAGAAGAAGAAGAAGGUGCCAGAAGCCCGGGAGGAGGCCCAAGGCCCGGAGGCCGCCGCCGAUGCCGCCGCCGCCGGCGCAGACGAGGGCGCCGCGGAGGGCGCCGGCGGGGGCGGCGUGGGCGCCGGCGCCGGGGCCACGAGUAGGAUCUGGUUCGAGUGGGACACGGACUCGAGCGACGAGGACGAGGACGAGGACGAGGACGACCUGUUCGACGCCUUGCUAGGCUUCAGGGGCGCCGUGUGGGCGUCCGGGCUGCUGAAGAUCAGCGCGCUGAGCGCCCACCUGCCGCUGCUGACCUUCCUGGUCCUCUCCGUGCGCAGCCCCGCGUGGGUGCUCGAUUUCCUGCUGCAGAAGCGCCCGGAGAAGGGCCGCGGCUGCGGCUUCUUUUUCGGGGCGACCUGCUGCUUCCGAAUGUUUCUGGGCUGCGCCUUCUUCUCCUUCGUGGGCGGCCGGGCCAAGCGCAGAGGCCGUGGGCGCUCCGGGACCUCGGGUGCCUUCGGCUCGGGCCAUGGCGCCCAGCGCCAGGGGCGCGACGAGCGGCUCAUCUAGUCAGGCCCCCGCCCCCUCUCCCGCCACCAGACACCACCAUCGCUGUGUAGUGUGGAGUUUUAUUGAGUAUUUGUGUGUGUGUGUUUGGACACAUUUUCCUUUUCGGUUGCUCUGUCCUUUGGUUCGUGCUCGCCUCGCUUCUUCCACACUCCCUGCUCUCUAGCUCUCUCUGUCUCUUCUUUUCGAAAAAUUUCCUAAGUCCGGGCUCUGGCUCGCGCUCCCUCCCCUUCCGCCCAC